AGCAGCUAGAAAUUGAAUGGAUGUAAAAGAGGGCAUUGCUAGUAAAACCAAUCUAGAGAGACUGAAAGCAGUUCAUCAUCAGGCGAUCAGAGAGUGCCGUCAGGAGAUCGACAGAUGGUAGGGACAACAAAGACUUUCAUUAGUUAGUAAUAGGAACAAAUUUAAAGCAGACUAUGAAGCUGUUCAGUCUCGUUUGGCAGUUUUACCACAACAAUUAAAAUAUGAUGUCAUGGUACCUCUUGGUCGUCAUGCCCUCAUGCCUGGUCAACUAGUUCACACCAAUGAGGUGCUGGUGUCACUUGGAGAUAACUGGUUUGCUCACUGCUCUGCACAACAGUCAGUUGACAUUAUUGGAAGGAGAUUACAGUAUGUCACUGAGCAACUUAAGAAACUUGCAAGUCAGCUGAAAGAUCUUGAAGCACGAGCAAACUUUGCUGCUGAUAUUAAUGAGACAUUAGAAGGAGGAUUUAUGGAAAUCAGAGAAGAAUGUCCAGAAGAGGAGCAACAUGAUAAUUUAGUUAGAAGAUCAAGGCACAAGAUUAGGCACCCGAAACAAGAGCCUUGUGGACAAAAAGAUCACGUUGAUGUCAUGGCACAUUUAGAUGAACUAGAAAAGGCAGAGAGGCAGUCUAAGGACGAGCAAGAAACACAAGAACAGGAGACUGAUCAUCUACAUGACAGAUCUGUUGCCCAAUGUAACCCUGAAGUGGUUACACUUCCAACAAGUAGGAUAAAUGACAAGAAACAGACGUCAAGGUCUUGUUCAGUCAUUACGUUUCGACAUACUCCAGUGGAUCAGCCAAAUCUAAGCAGUACUGAUGUGGUUGACUGUGACAUAUCUCCUGGCAACAUUGUGAAACUUCACAGCAGCACAGUUGAAAAACUUAACCAAACCGAAGAAAAAUUCUCUUCCAACCGGCAUGUCUCAUCGCGUGUAAGCAAACAUGUUCGCUUUGCUGACGAUUCAAGCAGCAAUGUUGCAGAAAACUCUUCAAAACCAGAAGAAACAAGGGCUGUAAGAACAAGUCGGCUGCCAUUUACUGGAGUGAUUGUAGAGAAACAGACAACAAACUCAAAAGAAACAAUUGGUACAAAGCAGCCUGCUAGGGAGUCAGCAUUCAAACGGUCAAGACAAACUAACGAUAGCUAGUACUUUAGCUUACAAUUUGUGUUAUAAAAAUCGUUGCAUUCUUCAUAGAUAGUGAACCACUUCUUGC
Molecule: messenger RNA, 1217 nt
Organism: Corticium candelabrum
Lineage: Eukaryota; Metazoa; Porifera; Homoscleromorpha; Homosclerophorida; Plakinidae
Product: unconventional prefoldin RPB5 interactor-like
Exons: 11
Coding region: 230-1150 (306 amino acids)
Biological process (GO): negative regulation of phosphatase activity; negative regulation of transcription by RNA polymerase II
Molecular function (GO): transcription corepressor activity; chromatin binding; phosphatase inhibitor activity
Source: RefSeq, a predicted model, not a curated record